AUGUCGACACAAUCCACGGCCACUGCGACACACCCUACCACUCAUCACCAACAACACUACGGAUACCCCCAUCAUCAGACCUACCAACCAAACGUAUCCUAUCCGACCACCUCCGCCGCAGGCACUCGCCUAGCCUCGUCCGCUUACCCCUACGCCGUAAACCCUUCGACCGCUACUCUUCCCUACGCUCAAUCUCCGAAACUCGCCCCCCCUGCGCCCCCCACACCCAACACCACGACGACGAUCCCGACGACGACGGCUGCGACGGUAGCGACGAUGCCCCCGACCCAGAACGGUGUCGCUGCGAGAGCGACUUCCGGACAGAAUGGCCGCAAGAAGAAGCCGGACUGGGGCGAGUUCUAUAAAAAUGGUAUACCCAAAGAGGUCAUUGUCAUUGACGACACGCCUCCGCCGGAGCAGUCAAAGGGCGGCUCUGCUCGCAGUUUCGCGACAACGUCCACCGUGACGGCUCCCAACGGCGCCGCACAACCACCGCUACCGGCUGGUAAAAAACGACGUACGGGGAUGGAGUCCGCCUACGACGUGGCCUACUACGACCGUCCCUCGUACUCCAUCAACCCCCAGCGGUACGGGGAAGAUUCCUCGGCCGCCUCGCUGUCAACGGAUCGAACAACGUCCAUGCACACCACCGCGCCCACCUCUCUGUCCCAGGGCAGUGUGGGUGCCGGCAAUGGCAUCUUCUACGAGGAUGCCAACGUGGGUCAGAAGCGAAAGCGAGUCACGACGCGAAAGGCCGUUCGCGAUGAGCAGAAGCGAAAGGAGCUGGAGAGCGUUGGCGAUGCGUUCUUGAGCUACGUGCCUCCGCCUAAGCCGCCCAUCAAGGCGAAAGACGUGCCAGUACCUGUUGUUCGAGAUUACGCCGGCCGAACCGAGAAAUUUGACGAUGAUGAUGGUCACUACAUCGUGAAUCCUAAUACUCCCAUCACAGACCGAUACACGAUCAUCAAACUCCUCGGACAGGGGACGUUUGGAAAGGUGGUAGAAGCAUACGAUAAACACCGCAAGGCUCGGUGCGCGGUCAAGAUCAUUCGUUCGAUUCAGAAAUAUCGAGAUGCAUCCCGCAUCGAACUUCGAGUAUUAUCAACGCUGGCCUCGAACGACAAGCAGAACCGGAACAAGUGUAUCCAUCUGCGUGACUGUUUCGACUACCGCAGUCACAUCUGCAUCGUCACUGACCUGCUGGGGCAGAGUGUCUUUGAUUUCUUGAAAGGAAACGGCUUUGUACCGUUCCCCAGUAGUCAAAUUCAAAACUUUGCCCGCCAGCUGUUUACUAGCGUUGCCUUCCUUCAUGACCUUAACCUCAUCCACACCGACCUGAAACCCGAGAACAUCCUCCUCGUCAACAACAACUACCAAACCUUUACCUACAACCGGACCAUACCAUCCUCCUCGCAAGCCAUCUCACGAAGUGCCCGUCAACGACGGGUUUUGCUGGACAGCGAAAUCCGUCUGAUCGAUUUUGGCUCCGCCACCUUUGACGACGAGUACCACUCGUCGGUCGUGUCCACUCGCCACUACCGGGCCCCCGAGAUCAUCUUGAACCUGGGGUGGAGUUUUCCGUGUGAUAUCUGGAGUAUUGGGUGCAUCCUGGUUGAGUUCUUCACCGGGGAUGCACUUUUCCAGACCCAUGACAAUCUGGAGCAUUUAGCGAUGAUGGAAGCCGUCAUUGGGGACCGCAUUGAUACCCGACUGGUGAGACAGGUGAUGCAAGGAGGUCGGAGUGGCAGUCAAAACCAGUCAGCCAAAUAUUUUGUCCGAAAUAAACUCGACUAUCCGAAUGACGAAACGACUCGUGCUUCGCGGAAGUAUGUGAAGGCGAUGAAACAGUUAAACGAGUUUAUCCCCACGAAUAACAAAUUCCACCAACAAUUCCUGGACCUCUUAAAGCAAAUCUUCGUUUACGACCCGAAGGCCCGUAUCACGGCUAAGGAGGCGCUGAAGCACCCUUGGUUCAAAGAAUCCCUGGUGGACGAUGGCACCGAAGCCUUGCGAAUUGGGGAACAGCUGCAACGCAACACCCAACGCCGCUGA
Aspergillus affinis is the source of this 2052-nucleotide messenger RNA. Its product is annotated as putative protein kinase (Lkh1). The coding region runs from base 1 to 2052 and encodes 683 amino acids. NCBI's taxonomy places the organism in Eukaryota, Fungi, Ascomycota, Eurotiomycetes, Eurotiales, Aspergillaceae. Gene Ontology annotation, molecular function: ATP binding; protein kinase activity. The record is from RefSeq and is a predicted model, not a curated record. The transcript has 6 exons. Gene Ontology annotation, cellular component: nucleus. Gene Ontology annotation, biological process: protein phosphorylation.